This is a messenger RNA of Anarrhichthys ocellatus (wolf-eel), 1824 nucleotides long. RefSeq names its product actin maturation protease (gene actmap). The transcript has 6 exons. The coding region runs from base 369 to 1271 and encodes 300 amino acids. The record is from RefSeq and is a predicted model, not a curated record. Lineage: Eukaryota; Metazoa; Chordata; Actinopteri; Perciformes; Anarhichadidae.
UUAAAACCAAAACACCGUUGCUGUUAGCUCAGCUCUGCUAGUCUCAAACGUGUGUGUAGGAUCUAGUGUAUAAAAUAGGACAAAUACUUUUUGUGAGCGAUUACAGUUAACAGGAGACGAACGUUGAUGUCGGUUUCUCAUCAAAUAGCAUUGAACACCGAGCAAAGAUAACUUCACUAACUUUUCGCCUCGCUUGCAGGCUACAGAGCGAGCAGACUAGGAGGUAGGAGAGAGUGAAGGGUGGGCGGGUUAGGCUGCAUGCAUUACAAUACUAAUACAAUUGUAACUUACCUCUUUCCAAAGAUGCACAAAAAUACUAACCAAAGUACCACCUCUGUCAGGGUUAAUUCAAAAGGAGCUCAGUAGAGAUGUCAGUGGAGUUCCCCCUGUCACCUCCUCCUCCACCUGCUCCAGGUCCACCACCUCCACCUCCAGCCUCAUCCCCCAAGAAGAAGCUGUAUCAGACCAUAGCCAGUAGCAGAAGUGCUGUGGAGGGGAACCACACAGAGGCCCGCUUACUGCUCAGUCAGAGAGAGAGCAGUUUCAGGAAGGACCUGCAGUGGAUACUGGUGAACACAUAUGUGCCCUCCCUCAUCCAAGAUGGUCCACAGUGCGGUCUGGUGGCUCUGUGGAUGUCCGCUCACCUCCGAAAGCCUCAGCUGAGCAUCGACAUGGAAACUGUCGUUCAGACGGCACUGAGCAGGGGAUACACGGCGCAGGGGGAAAUGUUCUCAGCUGACAACAUGGCCCUGCUGGCAGAGGAGGUCUGUGGCUGUGAGGCAGAGCUGCUGUCGGGGGGUUUAAGUGGUCAUAAUGCUGCAGCCAUCAUCACACACCUGUGGGGGAGACAGCCUGUUCUCAUCCCAUAUGAUGAGGACUACAACCACGAGCCAUGCCAGCGGAGCGGCCACAGGGCGCACUGGGCAGUCGCUUCAGGUGUUCUCCUCGGUGUGGACCAGGGGAGCGUGAGCAGCGAGCACACCCGGCCUGAUCCCACUCUGCCCUGGCUCUGCCUCGCCGUGGACAGCAGCUCUGCUUGUCCCGUCGGCAACGCGGCACUCAAAGAGGUUCACGUCCUGGCUAAGCAGGGUAAAAGCCUGCGCUACCAGCUGUGGAGUCUGGACAGCAUAGCUCGGAGUAACGAGCAGCUGAGGACGAUGGACCCUCAGAGAACGACUGACGGGACCCAGUAUGUGGUUCCUUGGGGAGGGGUGGAGGCCGGGCUGGCUGGACGGGCGGUGAUGCUCCACACAAGGACAGAGAAGCGGUGAUACAUGUGACGCAGGAGCCGGCUGUGUGGUAAAGGGCUUUACAGAGACUCACUGUAUGUGCUACUGUUGUGUCGAUUGUGGAUCCUGUUCGGGGGAAUUGAGGUGAAGAUACGAGCGAGUUUCUGUAGCUGUGUUGAGCCCUUUGCAGGCCGUGUUGUGGGCAAAUUAACACAUAGGAUGGCAUUAUAAAAACAAAUACUGGAUUUGCACUGUUUCAUCAAUAUGUUGGGAAAAAAACUACCUAAACUGAGUGCAGUUCUUUUGGAUAUAGGGAAUGUAUCGGGGAUAUAUGGGAAUCGGUUUUUUUUUGUCAUGCAGGUUUACAAUGCGACACAUCACUGACUGAAUGGAAUAUAUUUGUACGAUAAAUUGUUUGAAUUCUUGAUUUAAUACUUUGUCAUCUUGGUUCACUGCCUACCUGUAAAUGUUUUGGGAUAUUUAGUAAAAUGAAGAUUCAAACGCUGAAAUCAGAGUGUGUUUACAAAAGUGUGUGUGUGUGUGUGUGUGUGUGUGAGUGAGAGAGAGAGAGAGACACUGACAACAGAAAAAACAU